AUGGUGCGCGCAGGUUCACGAGCUCCCUCAGUGGGACAGAGCUCUGUAUCCAAGAUCCGCGACCGACGCAGCAAGAAGACCUACAAGGUCCAACUCGAAUCUGUCGUGACCAGAAAGAAGAAACUCAAACUCCACGACAUUCAAGGCUCAGCAAGGCCUAAAGAAGGCUACACCUUUCUCCCUGUUGGCUACGCCGAUCUAGCCGAGCGUUGUAAAGAAAAAUCAAGACAACUAGGCGUCGACGUAGCUGUUGUCUCCGUGCGUACCUUCAUGUCAAACUGGACCCUCCUUACAAAGCACUUCCUCCUACUCACCGUUCUUUUUCUGACCACUCACUUANNGGCUGGUACGAGACGCCCUGGACCUACAGACCCCCAGAAGCUUACCCACCACGUACACCGCGUUGGUUACCACUUCCGCUCCGACAUCUUUGACCAGGCCUGCAACUUCUUGGGCUACCGUGAGGUCAAUGGCAAGUUGGUCCGCGAUACUGGCUUUGACACCACUUCCCGCUUUGAGCGGACAAUUGCACGUUUUGCACCUCGCCUCGAGUUCAAUGCCAGCAACCGAACGACCGAGCAGAGCACCAAAGUCAAGGACUACAUUCGUGAACUCUUCCCAAAGAUCCCUGAAGCAGACCUGGAGGAAAUUUACAAGCGCGCAUGGGAGCAGGGCACUACAACCGUAGGUAAUGCAGCUGAUCUGUCGCUUUCCAGACAGGUACAGCUGGCCACGAUAGCUCGUAUCAGGCACACAUACACCGACUACGACAAGCUGCUCAAGUUGGUGUCCUGGAAGGAAGCUCGCCAAAUUGUCGAACCAAUGUCACUGACAAAGCUGAUUGAAUGGCGUGGAGAACACGAUGAUACAGAGGACUUUGAAGAGAUCCUUCGAGAGACCAUUGUCAUUGAUGACGACGAUGAGGAGCUAGACGAUGCUGACAGCGACACUGACAGUCACACUAUUGCUUCUGGAGAUGACGGUAGUGACACCAGUCUGGAGAUUGUGCAACAGACUUUGGCUCCCAAAGACCUCAAUGUCGGAGUCGGAGAAAAGAUCCGCAAUGCUGUCACCAACGUAGGGCGGGUGGCUGGCAGAGCUUUGCCCGCUGCAAUCCAAACUCGCUGGCACAAUGCCCGUAUGCAACAGCAGCGUGCUGAUCAGGCCGGUUUACCUAACGGCCAUGGCGGUCAGAUCUCUGUCCCUCUCGAUCAACGAGGUAAUGCCCCACGUAAGGUUGUCUCGGACGGGGUUGAGUAUGUACGGGUAAGUUCAUCUAUUUUCCUUCUCGUCACAUCUAUGGAUAGACCAUGUAACUUUACCUCUAGNAUUUCAUCGAGUCCAGAGCCUGCGAAGGAGAAGUAUCCCAAGCACAGCAUGCCUGGCGUGUGGCCUAACAGUGGUGCUAUGCCUGCAUCCGGUUAUUCUCAAGGCCCGGCGACUCACAGCCAUCCCGCUACCCAGGGAUCCUCAGCCUCGAGAGCACCACAGCACACUGGUGUGAACCGUCCUCCAAACGAGGUGCCGAUUUGGGACCGCCUUGAAAGAAGACCCAUGUAUCCGACAUUGGGAACACCAGUCGUUGAUCUCACAGCCACUCCCAGUUUGAGGGGAGGGUACGGUGAUAGAAUCUCCUACACAGGCCCUCCAGAGUUUGGAUUUCAUCCACAUGAACCGCCUGCGCAUGUUACCGCUCCGAGAGGAGUUCCGCAUCGCAACGUGUACAGACCAGGUAUGGCUGAUGACGAUGUGAUGUUCGCUGGAGCACAGACAAGACCACAAGGUCGCCGUCAUCAGUCAUACAACUAUGGCGGCACUCGUGAUCGGGUCGAGGUGAUCAAGCCGGAAGACUACCCCAUCCCCUCUCGCGAAGAGCCUCAUCCUGGCUAUCCUACGUUAGACCCAUAUCAUGGUGACACUGACAGAACGAAGGUGAAUGUGAGACCUGUUGCUGGUACUACUAUGCAGACAAGACCUGCACAACAUCAGCCCGUAUUUGGUCAACCAGCAUACCCUCAGAUGAGAUCGCAGACAGUGGCAAUGCAAGUGGUGCCUCGCCCAGUUCAUGGUGCACCAGCUGCAGUACAGCCGCUGCCACCUCAGGAGAGAGCACCUUCUGUAGGUCAGGCAGCACCAUCAUUUGGCGCGCCAUCGCCACAGAGGUUCUUCGUGGGUAGCAGCCAUCAGCCAUACUACGUGCCUGACAGAUGA
This is a messenger RNA of Aureobasidium uvarum, 2211 nucleotides long. Lineage: Eukaryota; Fungi; Ascomycota; Dothideomycetes; Dothideales; Saccotheciaceae. The record is from the annotation of a GenBank genome assembly.